This is a messenger RNA of Phragmites australis (common reed), 2088 nucleotides long. Its product is annotated as vacuole membrane protein KMS1-like. Lineage: Eukaryota; Viridiplantae; Streptophyta; Magnoliopsida; Poales; Poaceae. The transcript has 8 exons. The record is from RefSeq and is a predicted model, not a curated record. Bases 419 to 1687 code for a protein of 422 amino acids.
AAAAUCUACUAAAAAUGUCAGGUUCCUAUAUAGCACAUUUUGUUUAAAAAAAUAUCUCAAAUUUACCCUCAUAACUCCAUCGCCAAAUUAAGGAUCAGGUAAUCAGGUUACUUCAGUUACCUGACUAAUUAAAACCCUGGAAGCCGGGUCACGUACCCGCAUAAGAAACCGAAGUUGUUCUCUCCUCGCUUUUUCCCUCUUGCGCUAGCGAAAAAGCAAAUCUUUUCAGGUGAAAGGAGCGAUUCCUCGGUGCCCCGCGACUCGCUGAGCUCGUGCACCCCUCUUGGAGAAGAGGCGUUUCUGCUUCAAACGAGAAGCAAUCUCGCGCCUUUUAUUUUUGUUCUCAGUUUAUAUAGCGGCGGCAGGCGAGGCGCUGCUCAGAUCUACUCGACAGAGGGGGAGGCACCGGAGCUGCAAGAUGGGGCCAACCGCCUCCGGCGAGGACCAGGCCAUGUCCGAGCUCCGUGAAAAACAUCGUGUGGACCUGGAGAGACUAACACUGACAUCACGGCCAUUCAAGACAUUGGAAUUCUUUGUGUUAGCCAUUGCUCAGAGUUUGGGAAGAACAUGUUCCUGUGUUCUGAAAAAAGGUGCUCGGUUGAAAAUUGUGGUUCUUUUGGUUGUUUCUACCUGGGUUCUGCUCUUGUUCACUGAUGGUCCACAUGAAAGGCAUGUCCAGGAGCUGCUUUGGUAUGUCAAAUUUGGAUUAUGGUGGGUCGUACUAGGGGUCACUUCAUCCAUUGGAUUAGGUUCUGGUUUGCACACUUUCGUAUUAUAUUUAGGUCCCCAUAUUGCCCUUUUUACCAUCAAAGCGGUUCAGUGUGGUAGGGUUGAUUUAAAAAGUGCUCCUUAUGACACUAUUCUCCUUAAAAGGAGGCCAUCAUGGUUAGAGAAAGACUGUCUGGAGUUUGGACCCCCGAUACAUCAGGCAACAAUUCCAUUCAGCACAAUACUGCAAGAAGUUUAUCUCGAAGCUGUUCUUUGGGGCCUUGGAACUGCACUUGGAGAGCUUCCUCCAUAUUUUCUGUCAAGAGCAGCUAGCAUGUCAGGCCGCAAAAUAGAUGAGUUAGAAGAAUUGGAUGCUUCCAUUUCAGAAGGCUUUCUAUCGUCAACUUUACAUCAGGCCAAAAGCUGGCUCAUGUCUCAUUCACAGCAUCUAAACUUCACUACAAUCUUGCUACUUGCUUCGGUGCCAAACCCUCUGUUUGAUCUUGCUGGUAUCUUGUGUGGACAAUUUAACAUCCCUUUCUGGAAGUUUUUUCUAGCAACUUUGAUUGGAAAGGCUAUUGUUAAAGUUUGCAUCCAGACAACAUUGGUGAUUACUCUCUGCAAUAACCAACUUCUUGAUUUGGUGGAGAAAAGGCUUAUAUGGGCAUUUGGCUAUGUUCCUGGAGUGGCAUCCGUCCUACCUUUUUUAGUUGCCAAGUUGAAGACAGCCAAGAAUAAGUUUUUAUCAGCUCAUGUUGCUGCAUCAGCUUCUGUUGCUGUGAAGGGAAAGAAAUGGAACCUAUCAUUCUCCUUGAUCUGGAAUACUGUGGUGUGGCUCAUGGUUAUAAACUUCAUUAUUCAGAUAGUUACUUCUACAGCACAGGGUUAUGUCAGGACACAACAAGAGCUAGAGAUCUGUAAGAAGUUGUCAGAAAACAAACGUUCUGCUUCUGAACCUUCUGUUGGUGUAUCGAAAUGAUUCAGCUCGGGUAUUCAAUCUGAUUUCUCCAAUUAUGUGUAUACAUAUAUCAGGUUCAGAGAGGGAACUUACAUGAAGAUUAUGUGUAUACAUAUAUGGGUAACUGAUUUGAGAAAUUCGAAGCAUGGUCAUCAACAGUGUGCUGCUACUAUUCGUCAGGAAAGAACAAUAUUGAUACAUUGCAACAUAACCAUCCCAUUGAGCCAUCAGCGCAAGAUUAAGACUCGCCUGCAUUAUUGUGGAGCACUACUUAUUGCUCUAUUUCAUUAAAAAAAAAACGAAAAGUGAAAAGCUUGCUUAGUGCUGAAAAUGUAAUGCCGCACCAGCUACAAUUGCGGGCUUUGUACAUAGCAACCAGGAUAUUAGAAAAAGAAAAAUAAAUAUCUCAAUUUUACAAGUUA